Molecule: messenger RNA, 2492 nt
Organism: Alosa sapidissima (American shad)
Lineage: Eukaryota; Metazoa; Chordata; Actinopteri; Clupeiformes; Clupeidae
Gene: jund
Product: JunD proto-oncogene, AP-1 transcription factor subunit
Exons: 1
Coding region: 965-1843 (292 amino acids)
Biological process (GO): regulation of transcription by RNA polymerase II; regulation of cell cycle; regulation of cell population proliferation
Cellular component (GO): transcription regulator complex
Molecular function (GO): DNA-binding transcription factor activity, RNA polymerase II-specific; RNA polymerase II cis-regulatory region sequence-specific DNA binding; transcription factor binding
Source: RefSeq, a predicted model, not a curated record
CCAACCACUGACGUUCCUGAGGCAAGGAUAUGUAAUUGGUAUUGCCCACUGAGCAACUGCUUUUUACAGGAAAGUUAGCCUACCAUUGAACCAUUAGUGUAAUACCAUUUUUGUUAAUGGCUUGAUGACUAUGAAUGGAUAGAAUGGAUAUUUUGCGUCGCUGAUAUCGGUUUGGUGACAUGCUUUUGCCCUCCAAGCAGAUAGAUAGAUAGCCUAGAUACAGAUAUACUAUCUAUCUAUCUAUCUAUCUAUCUAUCAAUCAUACUACUCAAUAGUGAUGCUCAAUAGCCAUUUUUUAUGAUUUAUCCGAGCAACAAAACAUCGAUUAUUUGUUAUAAAGACAGCUGUCUGAACUAAAUAUUUUUUCAGUAUACCACAAUCGUCUGCAAGACAUAUCUAUUGGUCUAAAAUGGCAUGUAAAACAAAGACUAAAUGAACAAAUGCCUUAACGUGUGCUUUUGAAAGCGCUUCCUGCCAAGAAAUGGGUUGUUCUCUCCCCACCCUCACUUGCGUUUCAUCCUACGUUUCUAUUACAUCAAACCAGAAUGCACCGCACUGUUUGCAGUUUACCCAACUUCUCCAUGGCGAUAAAGCUAGCACAGCCCCUUAUUCAAAUUAUACCGGAAGAAAACGUCAUUUUUGGCCAAUCUGAGCGCUCUGAAAUGACAUAAUGGAAUUUUUAGGAAUAGAAAACUUGCAGAUGCUUAUUAACGCCCAUUGCUGAAAUCGUUGCCCGAGGUAGAGUUAUCAAAUGAAGGCUUAGAAGAGUCCUUUGCUAUGUUCAUUUAUCAUAUUUCUAUAUGAGGACUGCUUAGACGGUGACGGAAAACGGGGUGUUGAAGCAUUCUACAGGUUAGGCUACAUGAUAAAAGAUUCACCUAAAGGAACCAUCUGCUUCGUGACUGGUAAAUAAGGAGAAACCAUUUCUGCAUGAAGCUCCACACAUCCCAUGUGAGGGGAUAGGAUGGAAAUAACCUUCUACCCUGACGAUGUGCUGAAUAAAUCUCGAGGAAUUUCAAGCAUCUACUCUCAAGACAGCAUGAUGAAGAAGGAUAUCAACUCCGAAGAUCAAGGCAGUGCCAACCUUAAGCAGGAUCUGCCCGAUACCGAGGGCAUUCUGAAUUCUCCGGACCUGCUGAAACUGGCGUCGCCGGAGUUGGAGCGACUGAUUAUACAAUCCAACGGUAUGGUCACGACGACACCGACCUCACAGUUUGUCUACCCGAAGUCAGUGAGCGAUGAACAGGAAUUUGCCGAGGGCUUCGUGAAAGCUCUGGAAGACCUCCACAAGCAGAACCAAUUAAAUGGGGGACCGUGCUUGCCUCCAGUGAGCCGACUCAGUGCCAACACAACCUUAGCCCUACAGACUGAUCUACCGGUGUACACGAACUUAAACACCUAUGGAAAUAGCCCGCUGGGCACUACAGUGAAUUAUUCCACGGACACCAUUCCCUUUCCUCCGCCGCCUUCGCAUCCCCUGAGCGCGCAGCAACAAGCGCAGACAAGACUCCAGUCACUCAAGGACGAGCCUCAGACUGUGCCGGACAUUCAGAGCUUUGGCGACAGUCCACCUCUUUCGCCCAUCGACAUGGAUACACAGGAGCGCAUCAAAGCCGAGAGGAAAAGGCUUCGUAACAGAAUAGCCGCUUCAAAGUGCCGUAAGAGGAAGCUGGAGAGGAUAUCCAGGCUAGAGGACAAGGUGAAAUCCCUGAAAACCCAGAACACCGAGCUUGCGUCGACAGCGAGUGUACUCAGGGAGCAAGUGGCCCAGCUGAAACAAAGGGUCAUGAACCAUGUGAACAAUGGCUGUCAGCUACUUCCAAAUCAAGUUCAAGCGUACUGAGGGAGAGGAAGGCCACUUCACUUAGCAAGACACAUUGGAGUUCUCACCGAACCCAAACUUUGAAUGACGUCGUUAGAUGCCUUUUUAUUCUCUCGCUACAGCCUACACAACAUUUUAGAGGAUUGGCAGAGGAAUAGAAAGAACUGGACACUUCAUUCGUGGUGCUUAUGUAAAUGAUGGGAAAUCUAUGUUUACAGAGCUUUUGUAGCAUACAGAUAUCCUAUCUCAUCUUCUAUGUUAGGAGGGAGCAAUCACCAGUCCAUUAACAGUAAUCCUUUAUGUCUUUGAGUCCAAUGGCGUGAAUAAGCUAUGAGCAGCUACAUUUUGCAUGAAAAGACAAACUCACUGAGUGCAACUCCAACACAAGGAUGCCAUGCAUGUCGUCCCAGUGUAAUGCCUUACUUGUCUUCAAGAACUUAACCAAUGACAAAUGUGUAUUUUAUAUAUAUAUAUAUAUUCAAUUAUUCACACUAUGUCUUAUUUCUUUGACGUACCAAUGUGACUUCUGUGUUCUGUCCCAAGUGUUUUAUGUCUGAGUAUUCAAACUCAAGUGUUAUUUUUUAAUUCACGUUAAUGGCAUAUAAGAAAUGUAUACAUUUCCAAUGAGAUAUUGUGUACUAUAGGUUCAUUAAACAUCCUGAACAUCUCA